This is a messenger RNA of Pyricularia pennisetigena, 1758 nucleotides long. RefSeq lists its product as uncharacterized. The transcript has a single exon. The record is from RefSeq and is a predicted model, not a curated record. Gene Ontology annotation, biological process: amino acid transmembrane transport. NCBI's taxonomy places the organism in Eukaryota, Fungi, Ascomycota, Sordariomycetes, Magnaporthales, Pyriculariaceae. Bases 1 to 1758 code for a protein of 585 amino acids. Gene Ontology annotation, molecular function: amino acid transmembrane transporter activity.
AUGACCGACACACCGCAAACGAUCGCGGGCCCCGAUUCCAAGGGAGCCGCGGUUCUUGAGCGGCACUUGGAUCCCGGGUAUGAGUAUACUUUUGAUCCUGCCACUCCAACAGCAGAAGGCGCCGGCAGUUCUUCAAACUCUGUCCGGGACACGCCAGAGUCGUCACUUAGGUUGCAGGGUGGUGAUAUUCACCGUGAUCUGUACAAAAUUGCUGCCAAGAGCAAGCGUCAGCAGUUGCACAAGCGAGCUGCAACAUUUUCCAACACCCACCAACAUGCGCCAUUAAUUGUCCCAGAUCUUGAGCAUGAUGACCUCCCUAUACAGGAGCAGAUGGCGCCGGGAGGCCUAAGGCGCCAGUUCUUGCAAAGGCAGGCCAGAAACGUCAGCAAUAUCGCGGAGCCGGUGACGAGGAACUUUAUAUCUUUCCUUGAGCUGUAUGGCAAUUUUGCCGGUGAAGAUCUCGAAGAGUCCGAUGAUGAGGACGAAGUUGCCGUUGUGGAAGAUGAGGAAGAGCAGGGCGAACGUCGACCGCUUCUUGGAAGAAGACAGAGCUCCAAGCGACUCAGACAGCAAGGUGAUGCUUCCAACAUGAAGUCGUUUUUCACUCUGCUGAAGGCUUUCGUUGGUACCGGUAUCAUGUUUCUGCCCAAGGCUUUCAAGAACGGCGGUAUGCUGUUCUCCGCAAUCACCCUGAUUGUUGUCUCUGCCGUUACCAUGAUAUGUUUCGAAAUGCUUCUCGCAUGCAGGACCAAGUAUGGAGGGGGUGGAUACGGAGAUCUUGGCCAGAUCAUUGUCGGCAAGAGGCUGCGUCAGCUCAUUCUCAUCUCGAUCACUCUCUCACAACUCGGCUUCGUCUGUGCAGGCCUCAUUUUUACCGCAGAGAAUCUGGCAUCCUUCUUUGACGCCGUCACACCCAACGCGAAGCCGCUCGGUACGAAUGCGCUUAUCGGCAUCCAACUAAUCAUUCUGAUACCCUUGGCCUUCAUCCGCAACAUCUCGAAGCUCGGCCCGGCUGCUCUUCUUGCAGAUGUCUUCAUCCUGAUUGGUCUUACCUACAUUUACUGGUAUGACAUCUCCUGGAUAAGUAAACAUGGAGGCUUCCAUCCCAGCAUUGAGCUCUUCAACCCUCGCGACUGGACCAUGACCAUCGGCUCUGCUAUUUUUACCUUUGAAGGCAUCGGCCUGAUCUUGCCAAUCCAGUCGAGCAUGAAGCAGCCUGAACACUUUAGCAAGCUGCUAUUGACUGUCAUGGUCAUCAUUACAGUCAUCUUCACUUCAGUCGGUGUGCUGUGCUACGGUACGUUUGGAGAGAACGUGUCCGUGGAAGUUAUCACCAACUUUCCACAAUCCAGCAAGCUCGUCAAUGCCGUUCAGUUCCUUUAUGCCAUGGCUGUCUUGGUGGGUACACCCGUGCAGCUCUUCCCGGCGAUGCGUACCAUCGAGCUCAAGAUCUUUGGUCGCGCCUCGGGCAGGAGGGACAGCCUCACCAAGUGGAAGAAGAACGGGUUCAGGACUGCGCUGGUAGUCUUUUCCGGUGUGGUUGCUGCUUUCGGCGCAAGCGAUCUUGACAAGUUCGUCGCUCUCAUUGGCAGUUUUGCUUGUGUGCCGCUGGUUUACAUCUACCCAGCUUACCUUCAUUACACGGGCGUUGCUGAGCGCCCGUGGGUCAAGGCCGGCGAUAUUGCCAUGAUGGUUGUAGGAUUGGUUGCGAUGGUGUACACCACGGUCAUUACCAUUGCCAGAUGGGCGGAGACGUGA